Messenger RNA from Dictyostelium purpureum, 1026 nucleotides. RefSeq lists its product as uncharacterized. NCBI's taxonomy places the organism in Eukaryota, Evosea, Eumycetozoa, Dictyosteliales, Dictyosteliaceae. The coding region runs from base 1 to 1026 and encodes 341 amino acids. The transcript has a single exon. The record is from RefSeq and is a predicted model, not a curated record.
AUGAAAAAUUCUAAAGUAUUUCUAAGAAUUUUAAAUAAUACUAAUAGUAUCAAUAAUAAAGUUAUUUACAAUAAUUUUAUUUUAAAGAGUAUAAAUAAUUUUAAAGUUAAUAAUAUUAACAAUAAUGAUAAAUCAUUUUCAAUUAAAUCAUUAUCAUCACAAUCUAUAAUAUCAAAUAAUUACACUAAUAUUAAAUAUAAUAAAUCAUUUUUUUCAACUCAAAUAAAUGAAAAUAAAGAUUUAAAAAAAGAUACUGAAGUUAAAAAAGAUACUGAAGAAGUUAAACCAGAAGAAACUAAACAAGAACAAAAUGUAGAGGGUAAAAAAGAGGAAAUUAAACAAGAAGAAAUUAAAAAAGAGGAAACCAAACAAGAAGAAACCAAACAAGAAGAAACUAAACAAGAAGAAACUAAACAAGAAGAAAACAAACAAGAAGAAAACAAUAAUAAUAAUAAUAAUAACAAAGAAGAAAAACCAAAAACAUUAAAGGAAAAAAUUAUUUCAAAAACUAAAUGGACAUUAAUUAUUGGUAGCAUUGUUGGUAGUAUUGGAUUUUUAUUUUAUGAAUCAUAUUUAAGAAAUACAUUACCAUAUAGAAUGACAAUGAAUUAUCUUGAUAAAGAUGAUGUAGUUUUAAAAAAUUUUGGUGGUCACAUUACUGGUAUCAAGUGGUAUAAAUGUUUUACUAAUCCAAUUUUUGGAUGGGUUCAAAAUGAAGAAGGUGGUAUGGCAUCUUGGACAUAUUUAAGAAUUCCAAUUACACGUUAUGUUGCUCCACCACUUCCAAAAUCAAAAGAAGGUGAACCAGAAAUUAUCCCAAUUUCAUUACCAGAAGAUGCAAUUUUCAAGGGUCAUGAUAGAGGAGCUCAAGUUGGUAUUGUUUAUGUUAAAAUGGUUAAAAGAUCACCAAACUUUUAUGAUUGGGUUUUCGAAGAUCUUCAAGUACAUUGUGACAAUAAUCAAAUUAUUAAAGUAGUAGAUUCCGAAAAAAAUAAAAUUAUAAUCGAUUAUAAAAGAAGAAAAUAA